Centruroides sculpturatus (bark scorpion) is the source of this 726-nucleotide messenger RNA. RefSeq lists its product as uncharacterized. The record is from RefSeq and is a predicted model, not a curated record. Bases 1 to 726 code for a protein of 241 amino acids. NCBI's taxonomy places the organism in Eukaryota, Metazoa, Arthropoda, Arachnida, Scorpiones, Buthidae. The transcript has a single exon.
AUGGUUCUAAUAUGCGUGGAAAACGCAAUGGAUUGCAAAAAAAAAAUUUUGGAAAUGAAUAAUCGCGCAUUUUACGUUCCAUGCUCAGCUCAUAGUCUCAAUUUAGUAGUCAAUGAUGCAGCAAAUAUUACGCACGAAACUGUGAAUUUUUUAAAUAUAAUUCAAGAAAUUUACAUUUUCUUUUCAUCGUCUACAAAAAGGUGGUCGAUAAUUGUCAAACAUUUACCAGAUUUCAAAUUAAAAGCUUUAAGUGCCACGCUGUGGUCAAGCAGAAUCGAUGCAGUCAAACCAUUAUGGUAUCACCUCGAAAAAAUAUUUGAUGCUUUGCUGGAAAUAUCUGAUAAUUCGUCGGAAUGGGUUUGUACUACAUCUUACAAAGCUCAUUCGCUUGCUUUGAACAUCCAAAAUUAUAGAUUUAUUUGCUCGAUUGAAAUUUGGUUUGAUAUUUUAAACGAAAUUAAUGCUCUGAGCAAAAUGAUGCAAAGUCCCAUAAUAAAUACUCAAAUUUGCAUAAAUUUGUUAAAUAAGUUGGUUGAUAAGUUCACAGAAUAUCGCAUGGAUGAACACUUUGAAAGGGUGUUAGAAGAAGCUAGCAAUGUGGCUCACGAACUCAACGUAGAAACAGAUUUUCCACCAAUAAACACAAUUCGUCCAAGAAGAAAACCAACACAAAUUCAAUAUGAACAUAGUGAUGAAGUUUUACUAGACCCCAAAAUCAAAUACUAA